CAGCUAGCCUCUGUGAGUAAUAUAAGGAGCAGUGGAUGUUCGCGUGUAGCGGUUUCAGCUCCUGAUCGCUCCAAUUCCACAUGAUUUGAGCUUAUUAGAAUUCGGUUCGUGUAUCAGGAUCCAUGUGGAGUUUGUAGGUGUGAUCUGUGUGUUUGAGGUGAAGAUGCCGGUUCACUCUAAGGAGAAGAAGGAGAACAAUCAGGAGGAGAUGGAGGUGGAUUACGGGGAGCAGGAUGGGAGCAGCUCUGAGGAGGAGGAGACCGACACCACGUCCGGAUCUGAAGAGGGAGAAAGCUCGGAGAUGGAUGACGAGGACUGUGAGAGGAGGAGACUGGAAUGUCUGGACGAGAUGACCAACCUGGAGAAACAGUUUACGGAUCUGAAGGAUCAGCUGUAUAAAGAACGCCUGAAUCAGGUGGACGCCAAACUUCAGGAGGUGAUAUCAGGAAAAGCAGCCGAAUACCUGGAGCCUCUGGCUAACCUACAGGAGAACAUGCAGAUCAGAACUAAAGUCGCUGGUAUUUACAGGGAGCUCUGCUUAGAGUCAGUGAAGCAUAAAUACGACUGUGAAACUCAGGCAGCGUUUCAGCACUGGGAGAGUGAGAAGCUGCUGCUGUUCGAUACGGUUCAGACUGAACUGGAGGAGAAGAUCAGACGGCUGGAGGAGGAUCGACACAGUAUAGACAUCACCUCAGAACUGUGGAACGAUGAACUACAUUCCAGGAAAAACAAGAAGAAAGAUCCGUUCAGCCCGGAGAAGAAGAAAAAGCCUGUGGUGGUGUCAGGCCCCUACAUCGUUUACAUGCUGCAUGAUCUGGAUAUACUGGAGGACUGGACCGCCAUCAGGAAGGCCAUGGCCACUCUGGGACCCCAUCGAGUCAAACCUGACGUUCCCACGCCUAAGAGCGAGAAGCACCAGCACAGCGCGCGCUCGGAGGACGGGCGCCUGUUCUACGACGGCGAGUGGUACAGCCGAGGACAGAACAUCUGCAUCGACAAAAAGGACGAGUAUCCUACAAGUGCCACAAUCACCACGAUUAACCACGACGAAGUUUGGUUCAAACGCGCCGACGGUACCAAAUCCAAACUCUACAUCUCGCAGCUGCAGAAAGGAAAAUACACCAUCAAACACGGCUAACCCGCACCAGCGUCCACCUCAAGCGCCCGCUCCAUCGUGCCACGUACAUGUACAGCGCCCGACACGCCCGUGUGAUAUAGCGUUAUCUCUCUGAGUAUUGAUUAUUGAUCCGGUUGAUUAUUUGUUUAUUUUUUUUACUCAUCUGUGACGUGCUGAACGUUUUUUUUUUACAUUUCUGCCUCAUUUCACGUUGUUUUUUUGUAAAUACGCCCCCCCCCCCCCCUCUGUGCCAAUAUUAAAGAUUUCAAACCACAA
Trichomycterus rosablanca is the source of this 1393-nucleotide messenger RNA. RefSeq names its product BRMS1 like transcriptional repressor a (gene brms1la). The transcript is spliced from 11 exons. Gene Ontology annotation, biological process: negative regulation of transcription by RNA polymerase II. The record is from RefSeq and is a predicted model, not a curated record. Gene Ontology annotation, cellular component: Sin3-type complex. Gene Ontology annotation, molecular function: histone deacetylase binding. Lineage: Eukaryota; Metazoa; Chordata; Actinopteri; Siluriformes; Trichomycteridae. The coding region runs from base 164 to 1138 and encodes 324 amino acids.